GAGGGGUCUGUUGGAUUUGUUGGAUAUCAAUCAAUUGUCAUCAUUCACGAAAAUUGUAAACUCAGAGUCAGUUAAGACAAAUCAGGAACGUGGAAGCUGUAGAUACUCUUACUUCGCUUUCUCCAAUCGAAAGUCAACAUGCCUCUAUCAACCAUACACUCGGCGCCAGCGUUGGACUCUUUCACACCUCUAGUAGAACAUCAAACACAAACACCAAGCACAUUCUACGAUGCUAGACCUAUUUUACAUUAUCAUGCCAAAGCUGCGCGUGCAGUCGCCUAUGGAGAUUAUAUAAAAGAAUUGCCAUUUUUUGCAGAUGGUCCAGCACAGAGUUCAGAGGCAGCUGUUGUAGAGACAGUUGACGCCUAUAUUUCCACUGAGUAAUUGAAUGUCACUAUAUUCAAUAAUACUACCUCCGCUGGACUCGCAAUACCCUAUACUUCUAUAUCCUUACAUGCCACUCAACGUCUGCCUGAUCCUACAGAUGCAUCGAAAGGAGAGGUAACCGGGUUGUUCAUGCAAUUAGAGACACCUCCUCCAGCCGGAGAUGAUACGCCAUCAAUUAUCGAAUUGGUCCUUAUCCCCGCCGAAGCAGAUUCUACACAAACAUUAUAUGAAGCUUUAACGAACUGCUCAAAUCUCGUACCAGAUGAAGAAGACGAAGAUAUGGAAGGAGGUCCUGAACUUCAAUUCGAGGGUAAUGUUGGAUAUGAAGGUAUUAGCGGACUUCCAGGAGUACAACAAGGAGUUACGGAUGGUGGAUUACCGCCUCCAUUUCCAGGUAGUGGCGGCUGGAUCACAGCGGAGAAUGUUUCGGAAUAUUUUGACGCAGAUGGAAACUGGAUUGGGGGUGGAGAAUCUGUUGAAGUACUUGGUGAAGGCGCUGGAAGGGUAAGAGGACACGAUGAGGUUGACGGAGAGGCUGAAACGAAUGGCCACGAUGAGGGCGAUGAGGCUAGCAAACGUCCAAGGACCGAUUAAGGAGACAACUCUUUGGAUUUUUGCAGUUACGUAACAUGGUUCCAAGCCGACUGAGCCUAUUAUAUCACAUAUUCAGACGCCUCGAAAUUCCAUAAUUGAAGCCAAACCUCUAGGAAGGUCACUUUGGACAUUUUCGCUGAGCCAUUAACGUUCAUUGUCGGAGAAGAGCUAUGCAAAUAAAUACCCAUUUCGCUGCUUGGAGGAUUUCUUCAAGUAGCUAAAACCAUAUUAACACGACUAUGCGAUAGGCAAUAUAAAUCAAUAUAGCGCGCACA
Molecule: messenger RNA, 1256 nt
Organism: Botrytis cinerea B05.10
Lineage: Eukaryota; Fungi; Ascomycota; Leotiomycetes; Helotiales; Sclerotiniaceae
Exons: 2
Coding region: 139-384 (81 amino acids)
Biological process (GO): mRNA cis splicing, via spliceosome
Cellular component (GO): cytosol; spliceosomal complex
Source: RefSeq, a predicted model, not a curated record